AGCAAGUCCAAUUGUCAGUCAGAUUUUUUACGUACAAAGAUUUGCAAUUAAAAAAAAAUGUAUAUCGAUCUAACCAGUUACAAAAGAUGUUUUCAUUAUUAUAUAUAAUUUAAUUGUAUCCUUCAAAGUGUUAUAUUGGUGAUGACUACUCCUGGUAGUCAAGCUUCAAUGUACCAAGGGUACCCUUACGUCAACCCAACUGUCAUUGACGCACCAUCAAUCGACGCCGAGACUGCAGCGAAAUGGUCGAACUUACCACGAAAACAGGUGGUACCAAAACAGCCCUUGACAAACGAACCCAUUGUCUAUAUAGACAUACCUGACAGUGGAACAUCAGGUAGCAGCAGUUGUACCACAGAAUCAUCAAGACCAGCAGCAGUAGCUGGAUCUGCAUCUGGAGCUGCUGCAAGUAAAGUCGACCCUGAUGAUACUCCAGUUGUUUACAUUGAUUUACCAGAAAGUACAACAUCAGUGACUAGCGAUAAUGAAAGGCGGAGAGGAGAUACUGCUAGCGGACAUAAUAAUUCAGGUUUCGUUGAAGAAACGAUAUUUUACGAUCCGUUUAAAAAUAGGAGGAUUGAUGUUGUACAAAAUCGUGAAUCGCCAGCACCUGGAUCAUCAAGCGGUCAAGCUGGACCAUCGAGCCUCAUAUCAUCACAAUAUGUCUCGAAGGAAUCAUUCGUUUAUGGCUCGCAAAGCUCUCAAGUAAAUUCAAGGCCAUCGACAGUUGGAGACUACCUGAUACCAGUGAACGAGUUCCCGAACCCACCACCAGCGUACUCUGAAGUGGAUACGUCGCCAGCUCCAACACCAACUCGAACAGAAGUCAUCGUACCAAAUCAACAGAUGCCCAUAGGCAUAGCCAGCUCCGACAGGAAGCUGGUUUCAUGCCCACACUGCAAUGUCCGCGUGCACACUCUGGUUGUGCGAGAGAACGCAUGUCUGACACACGCCAUCGCCAUAAUUUUUUUACUCGUAUUCUUCCCAAUUGGUAUCCUGAUAUACUGCACGAAUUAUUUCAAGUACAGGAAUCAUUACUGCCCAAACUGCAAUCUUUUAAUAGGCUAUGAAAUACCAAUAUUCUGCCAAGGGAUGACGUACACGAAAACAGAUUAACGUUAUAUUGCAAUUAAAAAAACAGCUAUAAAUAUUUUAUAUAUAAAUAUUUAAUAUCAAUGACUGUUUUUUUACGCUAAUAUUUUAUUAAUAUUAUACACCUGUAUAA
Nymphalis io (European peacock) is the source of this 1225-nucleotide messenger RNA. Its product is annotated as mucin-17-like. Gene Ontology annotation, molecular function: zinc ion binding. Lineage: Eukaryota; Metazoa; Arthropoda; Insecta; Lepidoptera; Nymphalidae. The transcript has 7 exons. Bases 142 to 1116 code for a protein of 324 amino acids. The record is from RefSeq and is a predicted model, not a curated record.